UAAACGGGAAACACGAAGAACGUUUGGCCACGAUUCGUUUCGGAGCUAAUUCCUGCUCAGCGCCCUCGAGGUGGCGCUAAAGGCUUGCCUUUUUUCACCUGCCGUUUUUUCUGCCCACGAAGAAGAAGAUUCAGUUGCCGGAAGCGGUAUUUCUGCCGUGCUGCCUGAUUACUAAUGACCUCCCAUUCCACUCAACCUGGCACAAUGCCCACUGCUCCAGACUCUCCAUCUCUCGGUGUGACGGUCAGUGGCAAUGUGCAAAAAUACAGUGUGAAAAAGAAGAAGGUCCUCAACGCUGAAGAAACUGAGCUGUUUGAGCUCACUCAAGCUGCUGGUAUAGUCAUGGACCAAGAGGUCUUCAAGAUCAUCGUGGACCUCCUGAAGAUGAAUGUGGCACCUCUGGCUGUUUUCCAGACUCUAAAGGCAAUGUGUGCAGGUCAAAAGAUUUCAGACACGAUUGCCCCCGACCCAUCAACUGUCACUGAGGUCAGAGAAGAGGACUCUAAGGUCCCAGACAAGAGUGCUAAAAAAACAACCCCUCAGGCCCCGUCCACUGCCCCUGCGGCCCACCCUCAAAGGGCCGGGGCUAAGAUAGUGGUCUACAGCCCUGGGGAACAGAGCGCUCCUCUCUCUCAAGUACGCAGUAAAUCGGGUACGGGUCAUGCAGAGAAGCGAGAGCAGCGAGUGCCAAGGCAGGCAAGUGCCACCAGGGGGCAGAAGAGUGCCAAGAGCUCAGGCAGCAGCAGCUCUUCAUCUCAGCUCACCUCCAACUAAAGCAUUAACUACACCCAUUAAAAACUGAUUUCAGGUCAGUCUGGACUUCCAUGCCUGCGAUGUGGAGAGUGAAACUGAUCCAGAUUCAGUCUUACCAUUCUGGUUUGAUAAACCACAUGCUCCGGAUGGUCUCUCUCUCUCUCUCUCUCUCUCUCUCGCUCUCUCUCUCUCGCUCUGGAUCAGUGGGCCUGUUUUUAAUCCUAAAGUGUUCUCCAUGAUUUUUAUGUUAAUUUAUUUGUUUGUUUUAUGUUGAUGUCAGAUCAAUGAUGAUGACGCAUAUUAAGAUACUUGACAUUCAGUUUGAAUUUGGUGAAUGGAUCUGAUCUUUUAUUUAAAGUGUAAUUAAGAUUGUUUAAAUUCAAAUGUAUUAUCAGCUUCCACUUCAAGCCAUUUUAUCUGCAAGACAUGGGUGACUCCUGGACAGACAAGUGGCAUGAAAACUUUUUUAAGAAAAAAUGAACAUCUAGUAAAGAAUCAUAAGAGACCUAUUGAAUCAGUAGAGGACCUGCUGUACAUCCUAUUAGUGGGUUAUAUAAAUAAGAACCAAAAUGCUUUAAUGCAGUACUUGAUCUCUUCAUGGUUUAACUAUAAACGGUGGGUAAUUGUAUAUAGUUUUUUGCAUCUUGAAAGAAAUCAUCCAUCUUAAUGAAAGUAUUUCUACAGUGUAAACUCAUGAUGACGCUCAUUGGUUUGUGUACUAACUUCUAAUAAAAGCAAAUAAUCUACAAAU
Pangasianodon hypophthalmus (striped catfish) is the source of this 1504-nucleotide messenger RNA. RefSeq names its product mitotic spindle organizing protein 2B (gene mzt2b). Lineage: Eukaryota; Metazoa; Chordata; Actinopteri; Siluriformes; Pangasiidae. The coding region runs from base 175 to 774 and encodes 199 amino acids. The record is from RefSeq and is a predicted model, not a curated record. Gene Ontology annotation, cellular component: centrosome; spindle. The transcript has 5 exons.